UUUCUUUUAAUCAUUGCCGCAUGGGACGGCGCUUACGUUUCAGUUAACCUUUUAUUUUGAAACGAUGGAACGUUGUUCUUAUGGUUUUUACACCAAAAGGUCUGAAAUCCUAGAUAAUAUUCAAAAGAAAAAAGACCAAGAUAAGGAGCCACAGAGCCCUAGUUUUCAGCCACAAAUUGCUAAGCCUACAGAUAAAUUACAUGGUCAAGAUCAAAAUGUCAGUACACCUGUGACUCAGCAUGUGCCUGCGCAGCAGCUUUUAUCCCCUACUCAUGGUUCAGCCCAAACUGUACAAACAAAGGAUGAUCUUAAAGACAAAACAAUAAAAGUAGCCAACUCAACUACGAUAACUUUAAUUGAGAACGCCAAUCUUAAUGGUGAUAAGGAUAAGGAUAAUUUUCCCAAAAACUAUUUCACAUUAGAACCCAAAAAUGAUAAAAAGGAUGAUAACAAUAAAAACACUAUUACUAUAACUAGAACUGUGCCAAAACAAUCACCAGGGAAUGGUCAAUCUGAUAAGAGUAAAAUUCCAUCAAAGCCUGUGAAGAGACCUUUACAGUGCUUAGAAACACUCGCUGAAAAAGCGGGUAUUACAUUUGAAGAUAAAUACGAAGCGGCAAAUACGUUACUUGCUUUGGACAAACAAAAUAGCACUUACAGGAGGCCACCAGAGUUAAAGCAACCUAAAUCUGAACCAGAAAACCAUAAUCAAGCUGAAGAAUAUAGAUACAGGAAUCAGAAAGAAGAGGAUGAUAAAUUACAGAUUCAACAGCAAAUAAUACAGCAGCAGCAGCAACAACAACAGCAACUACAGCAGUUUCAACAGUUGCAACAGCAACAAUUGCAACAGCAGCAGCUGCAACAGUUGCAACAACAAGCUUUACAGCGUCAACAACAUCAGGCUUUACAGCAGCAUAUUAAAAAUCAACAAGAUCAGCAAGAUUUAUUGCAGAAACAGUUCCAGCAGCAACAACAGCAGCAGCAACAACAACAACAACACCAGCAGCAACAACAACAACUACAACAACAACAGAAAACUGAACUACAAUCUGUGUCUCAGCAACCAGAGUUGCAGCAACAAAAAUUUUUACAGCCUGUGCACACUCAACAAUUCAACGUACCAGGCAUCGGAGAGAUCAACCUAAGUUUUCUGGCAUCUCCUCCGACCAACUUGCUUUUUGACAAGAAUAAGACCGGCAUGAGUGGCGAGAUUAAACCACAACAAAUAGUAGACGGACAAACUCAAGUGGUACAGCAACAGAUGAGUAUGGCACAGCACGAGCCAAACCAGCAGCAUCAUCAGACCGUCACCGUCGUGUCAUCCAUGCCAAGCAGCAUGGCACAACAUCAGGUACAGCAGCAGCAACCGACAGCUGCUGGCAUCCAGCAGCAAGCAGGAGCUGGCAUCUCCACUAUGCCGCCGUUACAAAGUCUACCACCCACCGCUCAACAUCCGCAGCAAAUUAGUGCUGAAUGGGGUCACAGUCGAGUGCAAGUUAUUCAGCAGCCGCUACAAAACAACACGUAUCUGCAACAGCUAUACAAUGCGCAGGGUCCGCUACUGAUGCCGCUACAUCCUGGUAUCAACUCACAACAGAUACAGGUUAUUGCUGCCGGCAAACCGUUCCAAAGUAAUCAACUUGCACCUCACAUGCUGACUACGCAGGGUAAACAAGUACUUCAGGGUCAAGCUGCUCCAUUCCCUGGAUACACCACAAUCCCAGCGAUACCGACUACCCAGAAUCAAACCUUCGUGUUCAGUCCUUUGGGUGUGAUAAAUUCGCAACCAAGCAUCCUGCCAGCACAUUCGCAGCCCACCGUCUCUGGAAUAAGUCAGCAGCAGAAGCCGGCUGAAAUGCACAAGGUAAUGAGUGGUGGCAAAGUCACUGCUAACAAAGUGGGUACUGCUAAUGGAGCCAACGCGCAGACUGUGCCCGUGCAGGCGCAGUGCGUGCAAGUCUCUCAGCCCGUGCUUAGUGCGCAACAACCGGCGCAGGCGCAGAUCAUUAGUCCACUACAGACUGGCGGUCAAACGAUGCAGUUAGCGCCGUGGCAGUUCUCUGGGGCAUUGCCGCAAGUCUGGACUGGGGGUCUCCAGACUGGUACUCUGCCUGCCGGCGGUCUUAUUGCACCCAACCCUAUCUUCAUAAGGGGCACCCAGCCCGAUGCUCAGCCCUCUAUGUUUAUUCAGCAUUCACCGCAGAACACUUUACAGCAUAACAAUGCCAGCGUAGCAUGCGCUACUGGUACGGUGACAAAACCUCGGGCUUCCGCGGAUGCGAUGACAAAACCGCCACGGCCGCUUUCCAACAUACUGCCCUCUGCGGGAAUAAGACCAGCUUCGUCUGUUUCUACCCAAACCAGUGCGAACCAGGCUCAAAAUCAGGCGAAACAUCGUGGAAAGCCUGGUGUACGGUCACCUGCACCCGCAUCGAAGCAGGAUGCCGCUAAUCAGACGAAUAAGAUGCAGCAUCAGAUGCAACAACCUAAACAACAGUUAUUGGUGAUGAAUGCAUCGGGGCAGAUGAUUACGAGCGUCCAAGACAAGCAAGCUAUUAACAAAACUCUACAGCAGCAGGCGUUAUUUCAACAACAAGCUUUACAGCAACAACAACAACAGCAACAACAGCAGCAGCAACAACAACAACAACAACAACAGCAGCAACAAUUACUGCACCAACAACAACAACAGCAAACACAACAAAUUGUUCAACAUUACCAACAAGGAAUGGCGUUGGGUAUGCAACAAGGGGCUCUACCAGUGGGGUCGGUGGCUCAGUCCUUGCCUAUGACUGGGAUGCCGCAAACUAUAUCGAUGGUGCAACAAAUACAUCCGCUUGGUGGUAUGGCGCAACCUGGUACCCUGGUGGGUCAAAUUAAUGCUGCGCAACAACCGCAAAACGCAUCCCUGGCUCAAGUACAAACGUUGCAGCAGCAGCCCCAAACGCUGGUAGGAAGCGGUCUAGUCCAGACUUCAGUGGGCAUGGCAGUACAACAACAACCACCAAUGAACCAUACUACACCUAUGCAACCGGUGUCAGCGAAUAACAUGAGUUCACCGCAGUUGACGUUGCAAGCGGCGCAGGGUACCGUGGGGUUGAUCGCAGCGCCUGUACAAGGGUCCGUACUACCACUGCAACCGUCCACAGCACUGGUAGCACAUGUUAAGACCGAAGAUGACAAAGGACAACUAAUGCCGCCCCCCCAGGCACCAGUAGUGCAACAGAUCGCACCACAACAGAUGGUCGCACCGGAGGCAUCGGCGGAAUUACCAAUUGCUAGUACACCUGCAUUCACCUCGACUGCUUCCCUCCCAACGCCGACCACAGUCAGUACCUCCACCACUGUCGAUGCUGCUAUAUCUACCAGUACAGCUAACUUCGGUCCACCUACCCCAGUUGACACCUCAAAAGCAAGUCAGCCCAAGAUUGAACCGGCUGGUAGUCCGCCGCGUGAGGCGACUCCAAUAUCCACGACGGCAACGGUGGCCACGUCGACUGCGCCAGUGCCCAGUAGCGCACAACAAACUACGCCAGUCGCUCCACAGGUAAAACUGGUGGUGACAACUGUAGCCUCGUCAACAACAUCUUCUGCUACAAUGACGGCUGCAAUUACAGCGCCUGUUUCCUCUGGUGGAACUUCUGCGCUUUUUAAAAGCACUCAGUGCACGCCCAGACAUAUUAGUCAAACAGCCACUCAUGACAAAGGCCUACCGAAAGCAAUGGUUAAGCCGAACAUACUGACCCACGUGAUCGAGGGCUACGUGAUACAGGAAGCCGGCGAACCGUUUGCUGUGAAUCGUCCCCUGCGAGAAUGGGUGGCUGGUGGAGAUAAAGAACAGGAUAAGGAGAACAAACUGCCGUCUGUAGAAGAACCUCCACGUAAGAAGCAAAAGAUGGAAUCGAGCGUAAGUCUACCUCGAAUCAGCUCAAGUAUGGAGAGCAGCAGCGAGACUCAAAACUCGUCUGUGAAGCCGGAGGGAGCGGCCGCCGCGGAAUCAGCCGAUACUGCCACAGACGGUGAUUCUGCCACACAACCAAAACUACCCAACGUUAACAAGUGGACUGUGGCAGAGGUGUGCGACUUUAUUCGUAAUAUUCCUGGCUGUGCGGGCUAUGCUGACGAGUUCCUCAUGCAAGAAGUGGACGGGGAGGCGUUAUUGUUGAUCAAACCUGAACAUUUAGUGAUGGCCUUAGCUAUGAAGCUCGGGCCGGCACUCAAAAUUGUAGCCUGCAUAGACUCACUGCGACCAGAGAGCGAGCAGACGACGCACGAUCACGACUGAGACUUUUACUAUAAGAAUAUUCACAUAAGAUAGCGAAGAUGGCAAAUGGCGAAUUAACCUUACUUCAGUGUUCACAUAAUAUAAUUUAUAUGUAAAUAAUAUUUAGAUAAGCAUAUAUAAUAAUAUUUUAGGUUUAUGGUUGUAGACAUAUUUACUACAUUAUCUAAAUAUAUCAUUGUGAUAUAUCGUAAUAUUUAAGAAACUUUCGGACUACUGAAAAUCAUCUAAAUCCUGUUUAUCGGAAUGUACAAACGGGAUGUAAUAGAAAGCGAAAUUAUGAGGGAAUCUAAUUAAUAAGUAGAUUUUACAAUUUUGCACCACUAGUGUUUCAGAUUUACUACAUCUCGUUCCUUAACAAUGCAUACGGACUUCAAAAUUUAUUUUGAUUAAUGUAAUUACUCAUAAUUAGCGCCUUUGAAAUAUUAAUACCACCUUACAUUAAAAUAUUAUUAUAUAAAAACUACCAGUGAAUUGUAUCGACACAAAUGCUAAACAUCAAGUUGCUGUAAUUUAUAAUAAAUUACUAAAAUAACAUAGAAUAUUAAACUUUAGUUAGUAAUAAUAUUGUAAUUAACACUAAUGUAUCUUUUCUUUUAAUUCGUCUAAUCGAUCAGUGUGGGUUUACACAACAGCACAUAAUUUAAUUUACAAUGAAAAUACUUCGCUAUUGCAGCGUUUCAUAUUAACAAAAUGAGAAUAGUAUUACUAUUAAUAGAUACUGAACUCGUAUGUACAUUACUGUACACACGUAUUGUACUGUACAUAUGUAUUAUGUGACUAUAAAAAUCGCAAGCUCAAUAUAUUGGUUGUGCGUAGCGAUCAAAAGUUUUUAAUCAUUACACUAUUUAUAAAUACAGCUUAAAUUAAUUUUUAUAUAAAGUCCAUUUCUUGUGAUAAUGUAAUGUCUUAACACACUUGUUCAUAUUUCAAUAACUGCAUAUUGAGUAGCUGUUGUGACAACAACCCUGUACUGUUCAACACUUAAAACAUAAGUCGAAAGUGCCGCCUACUUAGUAUUAAGAAUAUAUUCUUUUUUGUACACACUCUAUCUCCCUAAGUGUGUGUGAUUAAAAACUUUUAUAUUUCUAUUCAAACAUGACUUAUUGAGACAGAUCGUAAAAAUUUUCUUAUGAAUAUUAUAUUGAAUAGCUUUAUUAAGUAAAAUUUAGGCAUAAAAUAUAUAGUUGCGCGCGUCUGAUGUAACCACCGUAACAUAACGUUUGCGUAUAGAAUAAUAAUAAUAUAACUCUUUAUUAUGCAUAGAAAAACAUUUGAGUAUAUGGUAUGCUUCUUGUAUCGUGUAAACAUUAGAAAAAUCCUAUUAAACUAAACAUAAACUAAAAAACAUUUAUUUUAAUAUUAAUACUGGUCUAUAAAAAUUGUUUUUUCUAAACACGUAAAAUGUACACUUAAUGAAUUUAUAAAUACACUAUGGCAUCCUUCUUUCAAUUUAUAUGGUUAUUAACUAAGUAGAAUACAUACACAGAUGAUGGAGUAUUGGGUGUUGCUCAUUCAUAUACGUUUGGUGCACCAUUAGAAUAUAACAUGUCUCGUUAAGAAUAUUUUUAAUAAAAAGCAUUAUUUAAUUAAGUAUGUAAAAGUGGAAUUAUUAGACGCGUGGAUGGAACCCUGAAAAUAAUGUUUGUAACAAUUAAUGAUCGCGUAUAUAAUUGUACUAAUUAUAAAACGUUUGAUAUAUGAAAAAUACUAAAAAAACAUCACGGCAUCGUAUAAAGCAACUUAUAACCAUCUUUGUAUCUCGCUUUGAAUCACAAAAAAGGUAAAUGAUAUUUUUUUCAACACACUUGCUCGUAAAGUAGAUUUAAUUUCAUUGGUUUUCUAUUUAUAAAGCAGCUCAUAAAACACGUGUGCGUUGCGUUGUAAAUGCAAAUAAUGAAGUUAUGUUCCAUAACCGCUAUCUGCUUUUUUUUCAUUAAAAUUCCAACUCCCCGCCACGCGGUGCUAUCUAGUGAGCAGCGCGUUGAUUUAAAAACUAAAACGAUUGGAAAGCAACUGUGCAUUACAGU
Achroia grisella is the source of this 6312-nucleotide messenger RNA. RefSeq lists its product as uncharacterized. Gene Ontology annotation, molecular function: dynein intermediate chain binding; dynein light intermediate chain binding; minus-end-directed microtubule motor activity. Lineage: Eukaryota; Metazoa; Arthropoda; Insecta; Lepidoptera; Pyralidae. Bases 65 to 4285 code for a protein of 1406 amino acids. The record is from RefSeq and is a predicted model, not a curated record. Gene Ontology annotation, cellular component: dynein complex. Gene Ontology annotation, biological process: microtubule-based movement. The transcript has 28 exons.